Strongylocentrotus purpuratus (purple sea urchin) is the source of this 1511-nucleotide messenger RNA. Its product is annotated as BRCA2 and CDKN1A-interacting protein. The record is from RefSeq and is a predicted model, not a curated record. Gene Ontology annotation, cellular component: nucleus. Lineage: Eukaryota; Metazoa; Echinodermata; Echinoidea; Camarodonta; Strongylocentrotidae. Bases 14 to 943 code for a protein of 309 amino acids. The transcript is spliced from 7 exons.
ACUAUUGCACAAGAUGGCGACUUACUCAAAGAAAAAACGUGUUGACUUGGAGGAAAAGGAGUCCGAUUCCAGUGAUGAUAACGACGAAAUGGAAAAUGAUGACAUUGGAGAUGAUAAAGAUGAAGAUUGUGAUUCUUCUGAUGAAGAAAUAAAUGAGGAAGUUCAGAUAGAAUUUGAAGCGUUUCCUCCUCAAGAUAAUGACUUUCAUGGCAUCAAGCGACUGUUGCAGCAUCUUUUUUCAAAGACCAAAGUGAAUACCAGUCAACUUACUGAUCUGAUACUAUCCCAGAAUCAUGUUGGUUGUGUAUUAAAGCAAAGUGAUGCUCAGCUUGCAGAAGAGAGUGACUCUGAUGAUAACGAUGAUGAUGAUGUAUUUGGAUUUACCACAGUGCUGAACAUUAUUGAGAAGAAGAACACUGAAUGCAUCCAAGAAAUCCACAAGCUUAUAGUGGAUAAAUGUUCAGCCUGCAACUCAGCUGCACAGGUCGACGAACUGUCCAGGAUUCUUGGGGACGAGUCACACAAUGUCGGUCUUCUGCUGUGUGAGCGCUUUGUUAACAUACCUCAUCAGCUCGCUCCUCCUCUUCACAAUAGUCUCCAGAGUGACAUCAGAAGAGCAGGAGCUAAAAACCCUCAUCUGAAGUUUGACUACUAUCUCCUAAUGAGCAGAGCGUAUCAGCAGCCCAAACUCCCAUCCAAGAAGAAAAAGACUCAAGACGAAGACAGCAUAGACUGGAUUUUCACCAAUGCUGAAGAUGAAAUCUUUCUCAAGGAGUCUUGUCUUAACCUGCACUACCCCAGCCAAAUGGACCAGGCUGGAGCAGUGGGUGGGAAGUGGGAAGAAGACGACGCAGAAAUGAAAACCUUCCGAGUCGUCAUGGUUGUACCUGCAAGCAAAAUGAACAAUAUCCUCACAGAGAUACAAGAAGUGUUUGCUGUGUGAUGCGACUGAUAGAAAGACAAUCAAUAGAUCAUAGACAGAUUACUCCUUUUUUCUUAGAAAAUGCUUUGAAGAAAUUUCUUGGAUGCCACACGGUUGUUGCCAUCUUGGAAGGUGUGCACCUCUUUCUCUUCACACUUUGAUGCGCUACUUUUGAAAAGAAAAGGAGGUCAUAUUACAGCAUUCAACUGACAAAAACAUUUCUUUUUAUCUUGCUCUGAAAUUCCUGAUGUUAAAUGAUGCUCAUGUAGGUUAAUUUACCAAGAGGGGAGAUUACCAGUACAUAUUGGUCUUAAAAGUGUAAGAUAUCACAUUUUCCAUCUGUUCCCUUUGACAGUGCUAAUUGCAUCAUGCCAAAUGCCUUGCUUUUUUCCUUUCUGUUAUGAUUUCCUAAUUGACCAUUGAUUUUUUUACUCUAAUCAAUCCUUGUAUCCCCUUAGAUGACUUAAUAUCAAGUAUGGAGACAUUUCCUCCCUUUCUUUUAUUUAGUUUAAAGCCUAUCUGCACUAGUUUAGCCAGGAGGGAUUAGACCUCCCUGCAUGGUUACAGGCAGGUGGUUGUCUCAUCAAAU